UCCUUUAAAUGGCUGAAACGAAGGUCAUGCACACCUACAGCACAUAAAAAGUGGCUUGUCGAUAAAGUCUGUAAUUACAGACAAAAUAUGGUCUAAUAGCAAGGAUCCCACUGGGGUGUAUUUAUACCAUACUGAGGCAACACAGGAUGCUGUCAUGUUAUUGCUAGAUGUCGAUUGUAUUUUAAUUGUUGUGCUUGUAUGUAUAAUAGUCAGUUAUCAUAAAAGGCCACAUGAUGAAUAAAUCCUAAAUGAUCUGGGUACACUGGUCGGGGAUCAUUACCAUGCUCAGGGUCACCCAUUUGUACAGAACCACAGCUGUCUAGUAAGGAGUGUGUAUGUUGGUUACCUUGCCCCUUUACCUCACCAUGGCUUUUGCUGCUCUUUUCCAGAGGAUAUCCAGCAGACCAUCGAGCGCCUGGUGCGCUCUGAGAGACACGCACGGAUUGACUUGCCCAACUUGGACAAGUAAGAACAUAUGCCAGGGUUCAACUGCACUGACAGUAUGACCACGCCCUCACCAUGCCCCGACCACACCCACCACCUAAACCUUCACACAAACAUUUUUGCUGUCAUGCCCUGAAUAUCCCAGACCUUCUGGUCCUUCUGGAGGAGGCAGAGGGGGCACAGGACCCCUUCUUUGGGGUGAUGGGCCUUAAGAACCAGCAACCCAGUCCAUAUGACAUUCCUCAGCUGAUGGAGAGCGUGACUCCGGAGCGCUCCCUAGGGACCAGUCCCGGGACUGCAUCAGACGGCGAAGGUUUUAAAUCCCCGCCUGAUGCCAUCACCCUAAAAGAGGAAUCUCUUGUCUUUGGGGCUCCUGAGUUUGAGGGCGCUGAGCUUCCUGAGGCCACAGGCAAAGAGAUCGACAUGCUUCUAGAGCAGCCGGACCAAUUCCACAAUGAGGAGGAGAGGGAAAAUGACAGGGCUGGAGACAGAUCGAGGGACAUAGAGCCAGGCAUGACCUCCAUUGACCAGCUGAAAGUGUCGGCAGUCGGGGGCGACAGUGUGGGGUUGCUGGACGAGGACUCAGGUCGGUUCCUGGAGGUUGCCCUGGAAGUUACCCCUGACCUUACAGAUGCCUUCGGGAGAAAGUGCGAGUCCAAGAGGAGAGUGGAGAAAGCACCAGAAAGCUCCUGUGGCAAGCUCCUCAAUAUAGAAGCUCCUCCUAAGAGGAGGCGAAGGCGGCAGCUCAUCUUCGCUGACCCUCAUGUGCAGAUCUCCCAGGAUGCAAUGCGGUUGCAGAUCGAGGACGCCCUCACUGAGAGUGUGCCCAUGUCCCAGGUGCUGAUUAGCCUUCCGGCUCACAGGACCACAGCAAAGCUCUUCAACAACCCAACUAGUUCUCUCCUGCACCCUGACCUCCUGUCACUUUGGACCCAGUGUGCCUCCUUCAGCGCGCCCCCUCACCACGAGGAAAGACCAGGACAGGGCGAGACGGAGGAGGAUGGCAGCUCUGCGCUGGACCAAUUGAGGAAGGAGGGAGAAAUGGAGAGGAUGAAGAGUGAGGUGGAGCUGAGGAGGAGGGACCACUGCAUGCGAGAGAUCCCUGAAGAGUUGCUGGAAACUGAAGGAGCGGCCCCAUCAGAAGCUUCAGCUGAGGUUCUUCUGGACGUUUCUAAAGAAGACAAAUCCCUGGAGCAGAUCACUCCUGUCAGCAUAGGCUCCCUGAUAGAAGAAGCCCCAGUCCCCAUGGAGGCCAUUUUGGAGGAAAUUGUGGAUCUACCAGACAGAAACGAAGAAGCAAGAGAGGGCAGUACUGAGGCCCUGUUGAGUUGGGUGUCAUCCAUCCUGAGGAAGUUUGGAAAAGUCUAUUUCCAAUCUCUGCUGCCCCUGGAGGCAGACCGCACUACUGCAGCCCAUAUGCUAUCUAAACUGCUAGUGCUGGUGUCUACUAGGGAUUUGUCUGCACAUCAGGCUGAACCCUACAGCCCCAUCACCAUCAUUCCUGGACCGUUUAGCGCUCUGAACACAGAAGAUUUCCCCACAAACGCACACACUUACACUCUCUUAGAGGAUGACAGGCUCCGUAGGAGGUGGGAGGCUGUUGUUUGAAUACUAACUGAUAAUGUUAAUUCAUGUUAAAUUGUAGUUAUGCAAUAUCACGUUGAACUGUUCUGUGGCACACAUAAAUUAUGACUUUUUAACUAAAAAUGUUUCAUAACAAGAUGAAAUAACUAAACCAGUAAAACUGGUUUUUAUAGUUGCUAUUUAUAUUAUUAAU
Molecule: messenger RNA, 2221 nt
Organism: Esox lucius (northern pike)
Lineage: Eukaryota; Metazoa; Chordata; Actinopteri; Esociformes; Esocidae
Gene: rec8b
Product: REC8 meiotic recombination protein b
Exons: 15
Coding region: 520-2052 (510 amino acids)
Biological process (GO): replication-born double-strand break repair via sister chromatid exchange; synaptonemal complex assembly; mitotic sister chromatid cohesion
Cellular component (GO): synaptonemal complex; cohesin complex
Molecular function (GO): chromatin binding; protein binding
Source: RefSeq, a predicted model, not a curated record